Molecule: messenger RNA, 1164 nt
Organism: Penicillium egyptiacum
Lineage: Eukaryota; Fungi; Ascomycota; Eurotiomycetes; Eurotiales; Aspergillaceae
Source: the annotation of a GenBank genome assembly
AUGCAUUACCUUCUACUCCUAUCAAUAAUCAUCGCGAUCGCAGCCCCACUGGCGGGGGCCGUCCCAUCCCAAGCCGUGGGACAAAGCGCGAAACAAGUAUACCAAACAACAGACAAGUUCCCACUCGCAAACCCAGGCAACAUCCCAGCCCACGACCCGAACAUUAUCCUCCAUAACGAGCAGUACUACCUCUUCAAAGGCGGGGUCAACAUCCCAAUCUUCAAGGCAGCCAACAUAUCCGGGCCAUGGGAAAAGCUCGGCACAGUUCUUGCCGGCGACAGCAUAAUCCCGAAAAACAACCGGACGCGACCAUGGGCGCCAACAACAAUCGAAAAAGACGGCACGUUCUACUGCUACUACACAGUGAGCGCGAAAGGGUCCCGCGACAGCGCGAUUGGGGUCGCAACGACAAGAUCCCUCGACGGCAGUCCCUGGACCGACCACGGUGUCGUUAUUAACACGGGCACCGGCGCUGGGUCUGGGGUGUGGCCGUAUACGAUCACGAAUGCCAUCGAUGGGGCUAUCAUUGUCGACCGGGAUUCUGGACAGGCGUAUCUCAACUACGGCAGCUUCUGGCAUGAUAUAUGGCAGGUGCCGCUGGCGGAUGAUUUGCUUUCUGUUAAGGAUGCUGAGGCGCCAGAUGCGGUGCAGUUGACGUUCAUCCCGCGUGCGAAGUCUAAGCCUGAGGAGGGUGUUUGGAUGAGUUUUCGAGAUGGGUUUUAUUAUGCUUGGUUUAGUCAUGGGAAGUGUUGUAACUUCAAGAAUGGGUUCCCUGCGCGUGGGAAGGAGUAUAGUAUUCGUGUUGGGAGGUCGAAGAGUGUGCGUGGUCCUUUUGAGGACAAGAAGGGGAAAUCGUUGCUUGAUGGCGGUGGCACGGUGGUUUAUGGUUCUAAUCAUGGGGUUGUGUAUGCACCUGGUGGUCUGGGUGUCUUGGCUGGGAAUAAUGAUUCCAUGCCGGAUAUUCUCUACUAUCAUUAUUUGAAUACGUCGAGUGGGUUUAAGCAUGGGCAAGCUCAACUCGGCUGGAACUAUCUGAAAUAUGAGGAUGGUUGGCCGGUGCCUGUUCAAGGCCGAAAUGCCACCAAUAACGCCUUCGGUCGUGGACCUCCUGGCUGGGGUUAUUUAGCAAUCCUUCUCCUUUUAUGGCUGUGCAUAUGGCCAUAG